Messenger RNA from Verruconis gallopava, 243 nucleotides. RefSeq lists its product as uncharacterized. The record is from RefSeq and is a predicted model, not a curated record. The transcript is spliced from 3 exons. The coding region runs from base 1 to 243 and encodes 80 amino acids. Lineage: Eukaryota; Fungi; Ascomycota; Dothideomycetes; Venturiales; Sympoventuriaceae. Gene Ontology annotation, biological process: protein N-linked glycosylation.
AUGUCUUCGCCUGAUCUCCUGCAAGUCUGGGAGGCUGCUAAAGCUAACCCAUUUUACCCUGCCGUUGGGAAGGACACGCAAUUCGCCGUCGGUUUCGUUCUCCUCCUCUUCUCCUUCCUCUUCUGCGGUGCCUUUGCUCUCAAUCGAUCACUGAUUACCCUUCCACUCUUGGGCAUUCCAGCGUCACUUGCAUUUGGAUUCGGGACUGUAUACAUGAUCUGCGCCGUGGGUGUCUACGUCUAG